This is a messenger RNA of Miscanthus lutarioriparius, 405 nucleotides long. Lineage: Eukaryota; Viridiplantae; Streptophyta; Magnoliopsida; Poales; Poaceae. The record is from the annotation of a GenBank genome assembly.
AUGUCGGGCGGCAGGAGGAGACGGCUUGUGUGGAGCCUCCCCGUGGCGAGGUCGGAUGUGCUCGGCAAGCUGGGCCCUGCCUUCGGCAUCGGCGCCGGCUGCGGCGUGGGCGUGGGCUUCGGCCUCAUCGGAGGUGCAGGAAUUGGAGCUGGAUUCCCUGGUUUACAGUUGGGAUUUGGAGCUGGAGCUGGAUGUGGAAUAGGAAUAGGUUUUGGUUAUGGCUUUGGAAAAGGCGUUGCAUAUGAUGAAAGAGGAAGGUAUUCGAACAUCAGGAGACCAUUUCAGAACUCCAGAAGCAUUGCUUACGAUGAACAGUUUGAUAUCAUGUUUGAUGAACUGAUGGAGAGCACGAGGAAGCUGAUCAAAGCAACACCAAAGGAGAUCGACAAGUGGAGGCGGAUGUAG